AUGUCCACCUGCACAGCACAGUAUACUUUCACUGCCUGGCUGUGUGUCUUCUAUUGUGUCAAGAUAGUGAACAGCACUCAGUCCCUCUUCCUAUGGUGGAAGCUGAGGAUAUCAAGGCUUAUACCACGGCUUAUUGUCGGAUCUCUGAUCUUCUCCUUGUCUGCCGCUAUCCUGAUGUUUGUUAACCCCAAACUAAAGCAGGCAGCUAGCCAUACUUCUCAACACAGCACACAACAGAUGUCGAUGGUGAUUUCUUAA
This is a messenger RNA of Pogona vitticeps (central bearded dragon), 258 nucleotides long. The record is from RefSeq and is a predicted model, not a curated record. Lineage: Eukaryota; Metazoa; Chordata; Lepidosauria; Squamata; Agamidae.